AUGGCUUUGGCUCGGCUAGUGGAGAGGAUCGAACGAACGCUGUAUACGCACUACGAGGACAACUUUGUCUACUUCUUCGAACCGAACUUUGAAGCUCUUCCUCCGGAGCUUCUCAUCCAUCUGUUCCGCUAUCUGAACCCGAGCGAUCGGAGUGUAGCAUCGCUGGUUUGUCGCACCUGGUACGAUGCAUUUACCUACCUGGAGUUCCUGCGCUCCGUCUGUCUGCACAUUCACGACGUCGAGCUGGUCGAUAACGGGCAUCCGCUGAAAAGCCUGCUGACUUCCUUCCGGUACUUCACGGACGUGCGCGUCACGAAGGUGGUGUUUGGGAGUAAGAGCGAGUUCUGGAGCGAGUUUGGUGAGGCGAUCGAAAACCUUACGCUCGACAACUGCGUCAUCUGGAAGCAUAAGCUGCUGUCGAUCCUAAAGUACAUGCCACGACUGAGGGGUCUGUACAUCAACAACUGUCCGGAUCUGUUCAAGACUUGGAAGCUGUUCGAGAACGUGACCAUUACGUGGAAUCUGGUGCUGCCCGAGCUGAAACACCUCAAUUUGGCACGGAACAAUCGAUUCCUGGAGUUCCAUUUCGAUUAUCUGAUGAAUUUGGCGCCGAAUCUCGAGUCGCUCGACGUUUCCGAGUGCUUUACCAGCAUCGAGGCGCGCCAGCGUGUACUCAUGCUCAAUCACAUCCUCGAGUUUGUGCGGACGAACCGAAACCGGCUGCGGCAUCUCUUCCUUGGCGGCACGCCAAUCGACAACGUGUUCCUUCGCGGACUCGCCGACGUCGCGGGACUUUCGCUGAAGAGCCUCGCGCUGAUGGUGUGUGAGAAGAUUCCCACCAACGAGCCGGGUAUUAUCGAUCUGCUGCGCGUGCAAACCACCCUCACCCACCUGGACCUCUCGAAGUCGCUCGCGCUCAACGACUACGCGCUGAUUCAGAUCUCCAAAUCGAUCCCGCUGCUCGAAACGCUGAUCUUGAACCGGUGCUGGAUGAUCACGGACUACGGUAUCACCGCCAUCAAGAGCCUGGUCUACCUGCGCCACAUCGAUCUGACGAACUGCGAACGCAUCACCGACGCCGGGCUCGUGGGCGGCCUCUUCACACAUAACCGCAAGGACGUGCGCAAGCUGUACCUCGGGUUGCUGACCAACAUGAGCGACGCGGCGCUGACGAAGGUGUCGUUCGAGUUUUGCAACCUCGUCGUGCUCGACCUCGGCGGCUGCUCGAACAGCAUCAACGACCUCUCGAUACAGUACAUCUUCUACCACAUGACCAAGCUGCAGGAGCUCAAUUUGGACUGUUGCGCAAAAGUAUCCGACGCCGGCAUAACAGGGGAAAACUUGGAAGAGUUUGCAUUUUCCAUUUGGGACAUUGCGCUCACGUUCUCGAUCGCCGACUUGAGCGGAUUGCGCUCGCUGAAGCUCUCCGGAUGUUACAAAAUCACCGACACGUCCUUCGAGCGUUGCUUCCACUUCCGGGAGCUGAAGGAGCUAAGUCUGGCCCGGUUGCUGCAGAUUACCGAUCGGGGCAUCGAGAAGCUUGCGCUGGGCUGUCCUGCCCUGGAAGUGGUCGACUUCAGCGAGUGCCGCACGAUCACGGACCGGUGUAUCGAGAUCAUCACCAAGUGUGAGCCACGGUUGACGACGCUCAAGCUCCAGAACUGCCCGCUGAUCACCGAUAAGGCGAUCAAGUACAUCGUCGAAAACUGCCACGUGCUGCGGGUGCUAAACAUUCGCGGCUGCAUCAAGAUUUCGUCGUACGCCGAGAAGCGGCUGUCGGCCAUCAAGUCACUCCGGCAGCUGUACGGAAGCACUCGGGAGGAGCUUUGA
Anopheles coustani is the source of this 1830-nucleotide messenger RNA. Its product is annotated as F-box and leucine-rich repeat protein 13-like. The transcript has 3 exons. The record is from RefSeq and is a predicted model, not a curated record. The coding region runs from base 1 to 1830 and encodes 609 amino acids. Gene Ontology annotation, cellular component: SCF ubiquitin ligase complex. Gene Ontology annotation, biological process: SCF-dependent proteasomal ubiquitin-dependent protein catabolic process. Gene Ontology annotation, molecular function: protein binding. NCBI's taxonomy places the organism in Eukaryota, Metazoa, Arthropoda, Insecta, Diptera, Culicidae.